AUGCACAUCAUCAAACCCAUCUGGCUCACCCAUGGAGGCGAAAAGAAAGAUUUCGAGGUCUAUAGCUGCCAUGUCUCCCCCGACGGCAAACGUCUGGUUACCGCAGCCGGCGAUGGCUACGUGCGAAUCUGGUCGACCGAGGCGAUCUACAACGCGACCAAUGCGAAGUACGACAAGCCCAAGCAGCUGGCGUCGAUGAGUUACCAUUCCGGCACCAUUCACACGGUGCGCUUCUCACCUGGCGGGAAAUUUCUGGCUUCGGGGGCGGAUGACAAGAUUGUCUGCAUCUAUACUCUGGACCCGAGUCCUCCCACCCAUGCCACAUUCGGUUCAAACGAGGCGCCUCCAGUCGAGAACUGGCGUAUCUUUCGGAGACUGAUCGGACACGACAACGAUGUGCAAGAUCUGGGCUGGUCAUACGACGGGACAAUCCUGGUGUCGGUGGGCUUGGAUUCGAAGGUGGUGGUGUGGUCAGGUUUCACAUUCGAAAAGCUGAAGACACUCUCGAACCAUGCGAGCCACGUCAAAGGUAUUACCUUCGAUCCCGCCAACAAGUACUUUGCGACCGCGAGCGACGACCGCACGAUUCGGAUCUUCCGGUUCACCUCUCCCACGCAGAAUUACACGACGCACGACGCGGUGAACAACUUCACUGUCGAGACGACCAUUGUCCAGCCAUUCGUGAAUUCGCCCUUGACAACCUACUUCCGGAGGUGCUCCUGGGCCCCGGAUGGAAUGCAUAUUGCAGCAGCCAACGCGGUCAACGGUCCCGUCAGUGCGAUCGCCAUCAUCAACCGCGGGACGUGGGAUGGAGACACCACCUUGAUCGGACAUGAAGGGCCAGUGGAGGUAUGUGCGUUUUCUCCCAGACUCUACGGAUCAGAACCUCCCACGAAAACUACACUUGACGAUCAUCCUACACCUCACACGACCGUGAUCGCAUGUGGAGGGGCAGACAAAUGCCUGAGCAUCUGGACGACGAGCAGUCCGCGGCCCAUUGUAGUCCAGCAGGAUGUGGCUGGCAAACCGAUAUCGGAUAUUGCUUGGAGCCCGGAUGGACAAACACUGUUCGCCACGGCGCUUGACGGCACCAUCUUGACGGUCAUGUUUGAAACCGGAGAGUUGGGCUACGCAAGACCGAUCGAAGAGAAUGACAGGUCACUCUCCAAGUACGGCACAUCAAGAAAGGGCAUCGGAUUUCCGGAGAGCACCGAUGCACUCUUGCUCGAGGAAAUGAGCAAGGCCGGUGAGCUGAAGGGUGUGGAAGGGCGCAUGGGUGCGUUGAUGGGCGACUUGCACGCCUCACUACCAGCGACCGCAGAAAAGCCAGCGGCAACUACAAACGGUACCACCACAAAUACUCCAAUCCUCACAAAUGGAAUGGCGGAAACGACGACGAAUGGGCAAGCCGCGGCAAAGACACAAGACGAUCAGAACCAGGCCAAACUGGAGAGACUGAAGAAUCGAGUCGAGAUCACUAAGGAUGGUAAGAAGAGAAUACGGCCUCUGUUAGUGUCUGGCGCCGGUGGGACGGAGUCUUCACUGCCGCAGACGAAGCUGGUCAGUGCUAGUGCGAAUGUUCAGACGGUCGAUGCCCCCCAGUCCGUGCUUGACCUCUCAAAACCGUUCGAUGGGCUUCCCAAAGGUGGCCUGGCGGCGUUGUUGCUUGGAAACAAGCGGAAAUACGCCCAGAUUGAGGGAGAAGAAGAAGGUACUACGGAGAAACGAGUGGUGGCAGCAAGCCAGAAGGGGGCAACGCCCAUCCUCGUUAACGGCACGGAUGGCCUGUUGCCCGCACAACCGCAGCCAGCUGUGAGCGGCCAACAGGUGACACCAGAAUUCAUCAGGCCUGCUGUCGUCAACCAGGCUCUCGCCGUCAGUCAGCUUCGACUGGCCGUCCCCAAAGUACGGGCACAUAUCGUGCAAGGCAUUGAUUCCACCGGCAAACCAGGUGAUGUCUCUGGCGACACGGCGGCCAAGUCGAAAGCCGAGUUUGUCUUCGAGGCCAAGAAUCCCUCGGGACAGUCGUUAACCCCAAGAGCGCAGGAUCGUGAACCCUGCCGGAUCACCCUGACGAGAAAGGAUCAGCCUCUGUGGCAGGAUUUUCUUCCUCGCCCGGUUCUGUUGGUUACAGGGACCAAAACGUUCUGGGCGGCAGCAGACGAGACAGGUUCUAUAUACCUGUGGACGCCGUACGGCCGGCGGCUCAACAGUGCUUUGGUCAUGGAAGCCCAACCUGUGAUUCUUGCGUCCUACGAUGCCUGGCUGAUGUGCAUCACCGCCGUCGGUGUUUGCUAUGUCUGGAAUAUCAAAACAAUGUCAUCUCCACAUCCGCCCGUGUCGCUCGCACCUGUCCUCGAUGCGGCUGUCCACUCGCUAGCUGCUCACCCUACCGGUGCGCCUGCAAUUACACAGGCCCGCCUGAAUUCCGAAGGUAGGAUUAUCCUCAGCCUGUCAAAUGGUGACGGGUAUGCCUAUUCGCCCCAGAUGUACUGCUGGCAACGGCUGUCCGAGGUGUGGUGGGCCGUGGGCAGUCAGUACUGGAACACGACCGAUUCGUCGGUGGGCAACAUCCAGUCUUCGAAGGCCAGGACCGACUUUGAGAAAUCCGUGGAUGUGUCUUCCGGCAUUGUGCCAUGGCUGGAGAGAAACACAACGUCGGAGACGUUGCUCCGCGGCCGGGCAUACUUCUUACAACGGCUCAUCAAAGUGUUGUUGUCACGAGAAGGAUUUGAAAGUUUUGAGUCUGGUGUCUCGAUUGCUCAUCUCGAAAACCGCAUUGCUGCAGCGCUCAUGCUCGGGGCCAAGGACGAGUUCCGGAUAUACCUGCUGAUGUACGCCAAACGAUUGGGCGCUGAAGGUCUGAGACUAAAGGUUGAGGAACUACUGAGGACACUGAUCGGCGGGAUCGUGGAAUCGUCAGGUCAAGAUGGAGAGAGUGUUGCAGCGACCGUCAAUGCCGUGGAAGGUCGCAACUGGCAGGAAGAUUCCAAGACGAUCUGCGGAUGGCCCCGAGAAGAGCUUUUGAAGGACGUCGUCUUGCUUCUUGGGAAACAUCGGGAUCUCCAGCGGAUCACUGUGCCUUACGCAAAAAUGUUACAUAUCGUGGACGACAUGCCGGAGGAUCAAGAUCAAAUGGCCUUGUAA
Molecule: messenger RNA, 3147 nt
Organism: Fonsecaea erecta
Lineage: Eukaryota; Fungi; Ascomycota; Eurotiomycetes; Chaetothyriales; Herpotrichiellaceae
Product: protein hir1
Exons: 5
Coding region: 1-3147 (1048 amino acids)
Biological process (GO): regulation of DNA-templated transcription; DNA-templated transcription; chromatin remodeling
Cellular component (GO): nucleus; HIR complex
Molecular function (GO): protein binding; nucleosome binding
Source: RefSeq, a predicted model, not a curated record